Molecule: messenger RNA, 1758 nt
Organism: Striga hermonthica
Lineage: Eukaryota; Viridiplantae; Streptophyta; Magnoliopsida; Lamiales; Orobanchaceae
Source: the annotation of a GenBank genome assembly
AUGCUCCUCGUGAUCGUAUUUUUUUUCUCGAUAUUGCUCAAUCUUGAUGCUGCUACAAUGAUUCAUGCAAGGGGCAUUUCACAGGGUGGUCAAAGUUCAUCUCCUCCGGUCAAGCUCCGUGUAUCGGAUAAGCAUGUGGAGAUGGAUAACGGCAUCGUUAAACUCACAUUGCUGAAACCGAGCGGCUUUAUUACAGGCGUAAGUUAUAGAGGAAUCGAAAACAUUCUCGAGUACAAAAAUGCGGAAGAUCGUAGAGGUUACUGGGACAUUGUAUGGAGUAGGCCACAGAAAGACUCGAGCUUUUUCGACACGCUUGACUGUACAAACUUCAAAGUUGUAGAACAAACUGACGAUCAAAUUGAAGUCUCGUUCACCAAGACUUGGAGCGAGUCCCGUGGUGAAAAAAUCGUACCCCUAAAUGUCGAUAAGCGGUUUAUAGUCCUGCGUGGGGUUUCUGGUUUCUACUCGUAUGCAAUAUUCGAGCACUUGGAAGGGUGGCCCGAUUUGAACAUCGACGAAGCAAGAAUUGCCUUCAAGCUUCACCAGGACAAAUUCAAUUACAUGGUUAUAUCAGACAAUAAGCAACGAUUCAUGCCAACCGAUAAAGAUAGGAAAGCCGGCCAGAUUCUUGGUUACAAAGAAGCUGUUUUGAUCACAAGUUCCCAUAAUCCAAGACUCAAAGGAGAGGUCGAUGACAAGUAUCAAUACUCGUGUGAUAACAAGGAUAACCGAGUCCACGGGUGGAUUAGCUCGAACCCGAAGGUUGGAUUUUGGGUGAUUACGCCAAGUGACGAGUUCAGAGCCGGUGGGCCCGUCAAGCCCGACCUCACGUCCCAUGCAGGCCCAACUUCACUAGCCAUAUUCUUUAGCGACCAUUACGCGGGCCCCAAUUUUGGAGUUAAAUUACGCGAUGGUGAGCCUUGGAAGAAGGUUUUCGGGCCCGUUUUUGUGUACCUUAACAAUGCUGAUCCCGACAAUAAAUCGACUGUACUCUGGGAGGAUGCUAAGAGACAAAUGUCGGAAGAGAUUGAAAAAUGGCCUUACGAUUUUCCAGCGUCGAAAGAUUUCCCAGGUGGCAGUCAACGUGGGACCAUAACCGGUCGAUUAAUGGUCCGCGACAAGUACAUCAAUAAUCGGGAGCUUAUGGCGGCAAAAUUCGCUUAUGUGGGGUUAGCUCAACCUGGAAAUGUAGGGUCCUGGCAAGAUGAUUCCAAGGGGUACCAAUUUUGGACACAGGCUAAUGAAACAGGGCAUUUCACGAUAAACGGUGUUCGAGCAGAGACUUAUAAUUUGCACGCUUGGGUCCCGGGAGUCAUCGGAGACUAUAAGCAUGAUGCUAACGUUACAAUCCGACCAGGAAGCAAAAUCGAAAUAGACGAACUUGUAUACGAUCCACCGAGAAGUGGGCCCACAUUAUGGGAAAUCGGGAUUCCUGAUCGCACGGCAGCCGAGUUUUACGUGCCUGAUCCUGCUCCAGGCCUUGUGAACAAGCUGUUCAUAAACCAUACCGAAAAGUAUAGGCAAUAUGGUUUAUGGGAUAGGUAUACAGAUUUAUAUCCUACUCAAGAUCUGAUUUACACAGUUGGGGUCAGUGACUAUAGUAAAGACUGGUUCUUUGCCCACGUAAAUAGGAAUGUGAACAAUACCAACUAUAUGCCAACAACUUGGAGAAUCGUGUUCGAUGCAAGAAAUGUUCGGAGAAGAGAGACUUACACGUUGAGGCUGGCAUUGGCUUCGGCUAGCUUAGCCGAGUUACAA